AUGGCUCACAAGAAGUCCCAACAGCAGGAAAUGGUCCAGGUUGGUUCGUGUCUUCUCUGCUUCGGUUAUCCCCCACGACCAUCUUCGCCGUUUUGGCGAGGGCGGCCAUCGACACCUCGCCAGACCUCGGGACAGUCGACAAAAGUGUUUGGCGCCUCAUACUCCCACGCCGAUAUGCUCAAAUUCGAGUCAUUAAAUCUGGGGCCGCAUUCGAGGCCAAGGACACCUCCUGCGACGUCAGCCCGACCAUCGCAGACUCCUCCACCAGACAGGCCGCAUUUCCAAUCUCCAGAACGAAAACCUUACACAAGCUACACCUCAUCUGCAUUGGGCGAAAGCUGGGACUUGGCAGGCGGAGGAGAACUCGAGGGAGAUGACGAUGAUUUGGUCUAUGAGGACGAUGAAGAUGAAUUUGGGCUGCCCAGCAUUGCAAGCAUGCGUCGAAAACGGAGCAUGAAGAACAAGGCUCUGAAGGCGGACCAAGUUUCAUAUCCGAGUCCGUCACAGACUACGUCUGCGACGGCUCUGGCACCGUCCCCAUUUCCACACCCUGUCAGAUCAAACAGUUUCGAUAUCGCCGAAGAGCGGAAUCCGCUGUCAUACCCAAGUACAAAGAAGGGAGAAGGCAAGAUCCUGAGGCCUCAAUACAAGGAUAUUCUAAACGAUCCAGCAAAUUCCCUUCACCUCAUCAAUUUCCCUUCCUUACCCUCGAAUGCGACACCCAAAGAAGCAGAGGCCCAUAGCACACGGAUAUCCCGAAUCAACAAGUUCAAACGAAUCUUACAAGCGAGUUCGGUGUCUUUGCCAGACUUGCGAGCUGCAGCAUGGUCAGGGGUGCCCGAAGAGGUACGUGCAAUUACAUGGCAACUCUUACUUGGACAUCUGCCAACCAACAGCGAACGACGUGUCACAACACUUGAGCGAAAGCGGAAGGAAUAUCUUGAUGCUGUGAACCAAGCUUUCAGUUCGGGAACGAUGGCUAGCCGGAAUGCGUCGAGCACAGGACUUGCGGGGCUUGCUUCACAGCCACCCGUCACCACCGGCCGUGGGCGAGGACUAGACGAGGCAAUUUGGCAUCAGAUCAGCAUUGACGUGCCUCGGACAAACCCUCAUAUACCGCUGUAUGGGUUCGAAGCUACUCAACGAUCGCUCGAGCGCAUUCUCUACGUUUGGGCUAUCCGUCAUCCAGCAAGCGGAUACGUGCAAGGAAUCAAUGACCUAGCUACGCCAUUUUGGCAGGUAUUUCUGGGCACCUAUAUCACGGACUUGAAUAUCGAAAGUGGAAUGGAUCCAGGACAACUACCGAGACCGGUAAUCGACGCCGUCGAGGCAGACACGUUUUGGUGCCUGACGAAGCUGCUGGACGGUAUCCAGGACAAUUACAUCGUUGCGCAGCCUGGGAUUCAUCGUCAAGUUGCUGCUCUGCGAGAUUUGACGACCAGGAUUGAUGCAGGCUUGGCCAAACAUUUUGAAAGUGAGCACGUGGAAUAUAUGCAGUUCAGUUUCAGGUGGAUGAACUGCCUAUUGAUGCGAGAACUGAGCAUCAAGAGCGUCAUUCGCAUGUGGGACACAUAUAUGGCCGAAGAGAAUGGCUUUUCCCAGUUUCACCUCUAUGUGUGCGCAGCAUUCCUCGUCAAGUGGUCUGACAAAUUGAUGAAGAUGAAUUUCCAGGAGAUCUUGAUGUUCUUGCAAGCAUUGCCAACUCGCGAAUGGACAGAAAAGGAUAUCGAGCUUCUAUUGAGCGAAGCGUUUAUUUGGCAAAGCCUGUUUCGCGGCUCAAGAGCGCAUCUGCGGACUCAGAACAGCACCGUGCCGAUGGGUUCACUUGGUCCUUCCACUUAA
Messenger RNA from Cladophialophora psammophila CBS 110553, 1842 nucleotides. RefSeq lists its product as uncharacterized. Gene Ontology annotation, biological process: activation of GTPase activity. Gene Ontology annotation, cellular component: Golgi apparatus. Bases 1 to 1842 code for a protein of 613 amino acids. NCBI's taxonomy places the organism in Eukaryota, Fungi, Ascomycota, Eurotiomycetes, Chaetothyriales, Herpotrichiellaceae. The transcript has 5 exons. The record is from RefSeq and is a predicted model, not a curated record. Gene Ontology annotation, molecular function: GTPase activator activity.